AUGGUGGAGGAAUUGUCCGAAGAGAGCUGUUCCCGAUGUGGGAUGUCGUUCAUCGAGAAACUGAUGGCCGGACAGACUCUGGACGACAUUAUAGCGGACACAACACCGGCGGCCGAAGUGUCGAUAGCCAUGUGCUCGAUAUGUUUGGAUCCGUUGGACACCGAUCGGGAGGAGAAGACAUUGGUCUGCGGCCAUCGCUUCCACACGACGUGUGUCGACAAGUGGCUGGAAGAGCACACGUCGUGUCCGAUGUGUCGGCAAACAAUACCAGUGGCUGAGGAGCGCCCGGAUCUCAUUCAUGGCGGCCAUCGCUCACAGGUCUCACUCAGACCUGCGGUCAGACCCGUUAUCGGCGCCGAUGGGAGACUCAGUUUAAUACCCGACUCAAGCGCUGCACUACACAGGGCGAUAAGACAUCCGGAUUGGAUACAUUACAUGAAUACCCUACCGUUCCCAGACGAUGGGAACCGCUAUCACGAAGACCUCUGCGCCCGUGUGUUCAACAACGAGCUCAUUCUGGCCAAAGUGUUUGGCCACCUGUCGCUCCGACAGCUGUUCCAGUGCUGUCUGGUGUGUCACAAGUGGCACUCGGAGGCCACCCGCGUGGCCACGAAUCGCAGCCAAUCGUUGAACAUCUGCCACCUCUUCCACGCCGACCAUCCGUCACAAGACACGGAUCUGUCGCUCAUCAGAGACCCGACCGGCGGUGACGGAGAUAUGGCCGACGACUCGAUGGACUACUGUUCGCGCGUCCAUUGGGUCGAGCGGUACGACUUCAAGGCCAACGUUAUCCGCUCGAUGACCGCUGACCUCCGAUCGGUUCCCGCCGUCUGUCUGCUGGUGUACGGCUCGCUCGGCGAAGACGUGAAACUCGCGCAACGUCUGUAUCACACGGAGAUUCUGCGCCGAUAUCUGCCCCGCAGUGACUGUCUUGUGGUGAACCUCAACAGCCAGUGUCUGAUCGGUGCGCCGACCACUUCGUCGGUUCCCAUACAUAAGAUCACGCAUUUCGGCGAUUUGGCCGCCGUUUCGCUACUAUUGCUCCCGAAAUACAAGCCCGGAGUCGACGUCACUGUGUUUUCGGGCGCAGAUAUGCGCCAAAAGGUGUUCACUCGGCCC
Medioppia subpectinata is the source of this 1119-nucleotide messenger RNA. NCBI's taxonomy places the organism in Eukaryota, Metazoa, Arthropoda, Arachnida, Sarcoptiformes, Oppiidae. The record is from the annotation of a GenBank genome assembly.